AUGGCGACCGUCUUGUCAGGCGCCGCCUUCGGUGCCGCUCUGGUGGGAGCGGGCGUAUAUCAGCCCUCCGUCAUUAUUGCUCAGCUCAAGUUGGAGAACUGGCACAUGAUCCAAGCGUUCCUUGCCGCGGCCGCCAGUAGCACACUUAUUGUUGUCACUCUGGACAAGCUCGGCUACGUCCGCCCUAAACCCCGCAGCCCCUCUCGUCUGGGCCUCUUCUCCGAGUACGACGGCAACAUCCUCGGUGGCUCAAUCCUCGGCGCCGGCAUGGCCCUCUCCGGCUCCUGCCCGGGCACCGUCCUGGCCCAGAUCGCGGUGGGUACACAGUCUGGCAUCUACGUGCUCGCUGGCGCCGUCUCAGCGGGUAUCGCAUGGACCGGCUUUCUCCAAAAGGCCAUUACGUCCAACGCCGUCAAAGCCGCCCCUGAGAACCCGAAGCUCACCGUCCAUGAGCGCGCUGGUAUCAGCAGGGUAGCCUCCUUCAUCGGCAUCGAGGCCGUGUUCGCCGGCGUCAUCUAUGCUACGAUGAAGUACACCCCGGCUAGCCCCUAUGCCGUCGUUGCGCCCACCAUCGGCGGCCUCUUCAUCGGUCUCGCCCAACUCUUCUCCCUGUUGACACGCAAGUCCAUGCUGGGCGUGUCAACAUCCUACGACGAGAUUGGCAGAUACUUCUGGUGGGUUGUCCAGGGCGGCGGUGAGAAGGGCAAGCCGGCUUCGUACAGCAAUAUCCUCUUCUCAGCCGGUCUGGCCGCGGGUGCCUGGGCACUCGCAAACGCGUAUCCGGCGUUUGCGCUCGGUGCCGCGGAUACGGCCGUGUCGCCGGAGCUCGCUGCAGCGGGCGGAUUCCUGAUUGGCCUCGGAUCCAGAAUAGCGGGAGGCUGCACAUCCGGACACGGUCUCAGUGGCGUGUCCAUCUUUUCUACAGCCAGUUUUGUCACCAUCAUGUCCAUGUUUGGCGCGGGAGCCCUGGUUGCCUCAUAUUUCCACUAG
This is a messenger RNA of Colletotrichum aenigma, 990 nucleotides long. Its product is annotated as UPF0394 membrane protein. Gene Ontology annotation, cellular component: plasma membrane. The coding region runs from base 1 to 990 and encodes 329 amino acids. The transcript has 2 exons. NCBI's taxonomy places the organism in Eukaryota, Fungi, Ascomycota, Sordariomycetes, Glomerellales, Glomerellaceae. The record is from RefSeq and is a predicted model, not a curated record.